AUGGUGAAAUUGGACACAAAACGAACCGAAUUACUGAACGUUUUAUGGGCUGAGACCAUUUCGAAGCCAGAAGCGGACUGGGCAGAAAUGGCCAAUCAAAAACUCGAAAUUUACGAGAAAGCUCUUCUCAAUUACUUGGGUUAUCGUGAUGAGUCUGACGAUCGCUCUCUUAUGGGUUCACUACGAAAAUCAUUCUCACUGGUGACCACCAUCGGUCCAAUGAACAUUGGAGGUUUCACUACUGUUGGAAAGGCUUUUGCGAUUUUAUACACACUUAUAGGUAAGCUUUGUUAUCUAACGAAGUCACUCAAUUUUUUUCAGGGAAGAGCUUUGAUGAUACCUACCAUGAGCUUCAUUUUCGUUUCCGCCAUCAUCUACGACAUCAUAGAGGAUGGAACGGAUGACGUUCCGUUCGUUGACGCUAUCUUUUCGAUCUUCCUACAGUUCUCUGCGAUCGGCGAAAUGGAAAGCGAGUUUCAUGGCAUCCUUCCAUACACGAUUACUAUUUUCGGACUUGCUAUGAUGAGUGCAUUGUUCUCUCAAAUGCAGCAUGAACUUGAGCGAUCUAUUCAUGGACUUGAAUUCACAUUCUCAAAAUUCCAUGGAUUAUAUAACUUUUUGUUCACAUGCAAUUUAAUAUACUGUAGUUUGCAUGUAUAA
Molecule: messenger RNA, 660 nt
Organism: Haemonchus placei
Lineage: Eukaryota; Metazoa; Nematoda; Chromadorea; Rhabditida; Trichostrongylidae
Source: the annotation of a GenBank genome assembly